CUCCUUCCGCGCAUCUUCUAUGGCAGCGAAGUCAGCGACUAAAAUGCUGUGAGCGCGCGCUGUGUGCCAUGUAGCGCAGUGACUGUUCUGUGCGCGUAGCUCUCGUACCAUCCGGUUGAAGCUCCGUAUUCGUACCCGGGUGUCGUUAGCUCUGUCCGCGGUGGGUUUGGCCCGUGUCUCCCGCUGCAGGAGGAUGCUGCGGCUGUUCGGAGCGGUGCUGGUUCUCGGACUGGCUUUGGCGUUCAUCACCUCCCGCGUUCUGGAGAUUUACGACACGGCCUGGCCCAAGCGGAGCCUCCACCGAACUGAAGCCGGGAAUGAGCUCCGAGGCAAAGGCAGCAGCUCUCCUCCGUACCCCAGCGGCGAGUUGGAUAAUAUCUUCUGGUUCAUUCAGAUUUCGGACAUCCACAUCAGCCGGUUUCACGACCCAAAGAGGAUCCCAGAUUUUGAGAAGUUUUGCUCUGAGACUGUGGACGUGAUCAAGCCGGCGCUGGUGCUCGCUACAGGAGACUUGACAGAUGCAAAGACCGAGAGUAAGAUCGGCUCUCUGCAGCAUGAGGUGGAGUGGCAGGCCUAUCACUCGGUCCUGAAGAGGUCCAGAGUCCUGCAGAAAACCAAGUGGAUCGACAUCAGAGGAAACCACGAUGCCUUCAACAUCAUGUCUCUGGACAGCGUCAACAAUUAUUUCCGGAAGUAUUCAGCCAAUCAGAAAGUGGGUUCGUUCCACUACGUCCACAGAACGCAUUUUGGAAACUACUCUUUUGUUUGUGCUGAUGCGACGCUGACCCCAGGACCCAAGAGACCGUAUAACUUCUUUGGGAUCCUCAACCAGACUCAGAUGGAUCUGUUGGACUCGUUCAGACGGGAGUCACUCAGUUCAAACCAGUCCAUCUGGUUUGGACACUACACCACCUCCACCAUCGUGUCACCCGCUCCGGGAGUCCGGGAACUCAUGAGGUCAGCGGUGGCAUACCUGUGUGGUCACCUGCACACUCUUGGGGGCUUGAUGCCAGUGCUCCACAGCAGACACCCUCAGGGGACUCUGGAGCUGGAGCUGGGAGACUGGAUGGACAACAGAAGAUACCGUGUGCUGGCUCUGGACCAUGACCUUCUCAGUUUCUCAGACCUGACCUUUGACCUGUGGCCGGCAGUGGUCAUCACCAACCCCAAAGACGCUCAGUAUCUGCACCCGGGAGCCGAGCCGCUGGGGCGGAUGCAUAAGUCCUCCCACAUCAGAGUCCUGGUGUUCUCCGACUCCCCACUCUCCUCUGUCAUGGUGCAUAUAGACGGAGUGGCGCUGGGUUUGGCGCACUCUGCUGGUGGGCCUCUGUAUGUGCUGCAGUGGGACCCAUCUCUGUACCUCACUGGAGUCCACACCAUCUCUGUCACUGCACAGGACUCCUCUGGACGCUCCUCUGUGAAGCAGCAGCUCUUCUCUUUGGAGGACGGCCUCACUCCGAGCUUUGGCUUUGUCCAGUCGUUUAUUCUUCUCACAGAUCAUCACAUUCUGGGACGAGCUGCUUUUGCCUUCACUGUUCUGCUCAACAUCGGGGGGCUUCUGGUGUUUAGGAGGAUCAGUCUGUCAAAUGGAAAAGGCGUGUUGUCCAGAGCGUGUGCGUCUCUGCAGUUGGUCAGUAAAAUGAACAUGUUUUUUUACUCUCUGCUGCUCUUCAACCUCUGCACGGCCUUUGGUCCCUGGUUUAUCGGGGAGAUGAUUGACGGACACAGUGGAGCCUGUUUUGCGUUCGGAGUGAUCAUCGAUGGACACUUCCUGGAGGGAAGUCUGACUUAUGUGGUUGGAGUCGUACAAAUCCUGUUUUUCAACAUGCCCUUGACCUUGUACCUGUGCUGGAGUCUGCACCAUCGCUGCUGUGGCCACUGCUUCACGUCCCAUCUACGACUCUGGACCCCCUCUCGCCCCGCCCCCUCAGGCCACGCCCACAACCCCAGUAGCCCCGCCCCUGUCUCUCGCUGCGGGACCCUGGCCGUGCACCUGUUCAUGACGCUGCUCUUGUCGUGGCAGGCACAUUCGUGUUACUUCCUGUUGGAGACCUAUGGACCUAUGGCGUUCCUGUUGUCCCCGGUGCGGACCUGGGCGUUGGGAAUGGGGCUGGUCCUGGUGCACAGAGCCUGGACUUGUCCCCUACCUGCCCUGAGGAAACACAAAGCCAACAGCGCCACCUCCUGACAGUGACCACACACUGCAGAUUUAGUGUCACUGAAUAAACAAAAUGAAGCACUAGUCUGGGACAGAGGCUCUGCAGAGGGGAGCUGGAUGUGGGCGCCAGGUAAGGAGAUGAAGAACAAAAAUCUCCUAAAAAGUCUGUGUAUGCAGUCAGUCAUCUUUGGCCUUGAACACGCUCAUCAAAGCACUCCAAAACAUUUACGUAUACAUAUAAAAUAUUACAUACAAUUUAUAGAUUUAAAAUGAUAAUCUUGAUAUGAUUUACUUACAAAUUAGGCUUAAAGCUUU
Periophthalmus magnuspinnatus is the source of this 2473-nucleotide messenger RNA. RefSeq names its product transmembrane protein 62 (gene tmem62). Bases 194 to 2188 code for a protein of 664 amino acids. Gene Ontology annotation, molecular function: hydrolase activity. Lineage: Eukaryota; Metazoa; Chordata; Actinopteri; Gobiiformes; Gobiidae. The transcript is spliced from 13 exons. The record is from RefSeq and is a predicted model, not a curated record.